AUGAGCUCGCCUCCCUCCGGCUCGGGUGGAGGUGCUGUGACGGCCACCUUUCUCGAGCAGACUGUCUCGCUGCUUGGGUCGGCCGCUUCCUACAUGCGCCUGCCGGCCAUUGCAUCGACUGGCGUCGCUGCUGUCCUCACAUCCCUCCUCUACUUUAAGCAAAAAGCCCUCAUCUACCCGUCGCACGUCCCCGCCAACGCACGCAACGACAUCCCGAGCCCCAAGCAGUUUGGCCUCACCGACUUUGAGGAGCUGGUCAUUCCCACCGACGACGGCGAGAAGCUCGCCGCCUUCUACAUUCGCGGUCCCCGCGGCCCGGCCGAGGCACGAAACAGCCGCCAUGCCCGCACCACCGUCAUCAUGUUCCACGGCAACGCGGGCAACAUUGGCCACCGCCUGCCCAUUGCCCGCAUGCUGCGCCAUCUCGUCGGCUGCAACAUCUUCAUGCUCGAGUACCGCGGCUACGGCAGCUCCACGGGCGAGGCGGGCGAGUCCGGCCUGAGCGUCGACGCCCAGACUGCGCUCGACUACCUGCGCAACCGCGCCGAGACCAGCACCCACAAGUUUAUUGUUUACGGCCAGAGCCUCGGCGGCGCCGUCUCCAUCCGCCUCGUUGCCGACAACCAGCAACAGGGCGACGUCGUCGGGCUCAUUCUCGAAAACACGUUUCUCAGCAUGCGUAAGCUGAUCCCCCAGAUCCUACCGCCUGCCCGCUACCUGACGCUGCUGUGCCACCAAGUCUGGCCGAGCGAUUCCGUCAUUCCGACCAUCACAAAAGUACCCAUUCUGUUCCUGAGUGGCCUCAAGGACGAGAUCGUGCCGCCCAGCCACAUGCGCCAGCUGUACGACUUGUCGCAGGCGCCCAACAAGAUCUGGAAGCCGCUGCCGCUGGGCGACCACAACUCGAGCGUGCUCGAGGAGGGCUACUUUGAGGCCAUUGCCGACUUUAUCGCCUCGGCCACCGACGAGGGCCCGACUGAAAAGCCUUUGUUAUAG
Messenger RNA from Sporothrix schenckii 1099-18, 996 nucleotides. RefSeq names its product protein bem46. Gene Ontology annotation, molecular function: palmitoyl-(protein) hydrolase activity. The record is from RefSeq and is a predicted model, not a curated record. Bases 1 to 996 code for a protein of 331 amino acids. The transcript has 3 exons. Gene Ontology annotation, cellular component: membrane. NCBI's taxonomy places the organism in Eukaryota, Fungi, Ascomycota, Sordariomycetes, Ophiostomatales, Ophiostomataceae.